AAUGGCGAACACGAGCACUCCGAUGAACGACGAGCUGAAAAAAUAAUUAUUAUUUUAAAUUCCGUUUUGCCAGCGAAAUUCGGUGCGUGCGCGUAAAAGAGUGCGGAAAAGCGCGGUUGGCAAAUUCAAUUCGGCGCAUUAUGAAGCGGUCAAAGUGCGGCGCCAAUGCAAAUGGUUAGCCAAAUGGCAAAAAUAUGUAGCGACAGCGUGCCAGGCCAGUAAAAUCAAAUAGAAUCAAAUUGAAGUUUCUUGCUUUGCGAAUUAUGAAAAACCAAUCGCAAUGCGUGUGUGUGUGUGUACGUGUGCGUGCGUGCGCGCGUGUGUUAGUGAGCGAGCGUAGAAGCAGAAGGCGUAGCGAGAAAUAAAAAUAAAAACCGAACAAUAAUUGAUUUCAAAAAGAAAAAAGAAACGGGAAAAGGCGAACAAACGAAAAAGAUCAGAAGCAACAAAAAACACACGAGAAGCAGCUGCAAAAACAACACAAAACUGGCGGUCAAUACGCAUGCAGUGCAAUACAAAAAGAAAAAAACACAAAAAGCAAAAAUAAACUAGUAGCAACAACAAAUACGCAACGUAACGGGAACUCUUUGACGUAUUUCCUCUAUUAUUAUGCAAAAAGGCAGGCGGCAAAUUGCAGCAGCAGCGAAAAUCAAAUAUAAAUAGCGAAAAGGAUACCGGAUACACACACAACUACACACAUUUAGCCAGCGUGUUGAGCACGUCAGAAGCAUAAACAAAAGUUGGCAACUGGAAUUCAGUCGCCGAGCGUGUGAAAAGGCGUACUAAAACCUCAUCAAAAUGGCAGCGGUUCGAGGACAUCAGUACUUCAGUCUGCGCUGGAAUAACUACCAGAACACGAUGACGUCAGUGUUCCAGCAGCUGCGCGAGGAUCUCUCCUUUGUGGACGUCACCCUGUCCUGCGAGCACGGAUCCCUCAAGGCGCACAAGGUCGUCCUGUCCGCCUGUUCGACGUAUUUCCAAAAACUACUGCUCGAGAACCCGUGCAAACAUCCCACUAUCAUCCUGCCCGCCGACAUUAUCUUCACCGACCUGAAGACCAUCAUCGAUUUUGUUUAUCGUGGCGAAAUCGACGUCACCGAAUCGGAACUACAGGGCCUCUUGCGCACCGCCGAGCAGCUAAAGAUCAAGGGACUCUGCGAAACCGCCGAGAACGCGGAUGACCUGAACGACGCGGCCACUGCAACGAUCACGGUUUCAGAGAACAUACAGCAGGCGGUCGUUGGCAAUAUAGUGAACGCCACCAUAGUACCCGGUGCCCCGUCGCCCUCCCUGGAACAGCAGCAGCAGCAGCAACACCACCACCAGCAACAGCAGGCACAGGAGCAGCAUCAGCAACAGCAGGUGCAUGCCCAGCAGCAGCAGCAGCAGCAGCAACAAAUCAACGCUGCCCUGCUUACGCAACACGGAGGAGUGUCCAGCGGAAGUGUUACCCUAUCCGGGCAAUUGCUGAGCUCCUCGGCCAGCGGCAGCAGCGGAAGUUUAGCCGGCGGACAGCAGGCUCCACAGACGCCAUCCGGUUUGCAGCCAACGCCGCGCAAGUCACGACUAAAGCGCUCCAAAUCGCCAGAUUUGCCAUCGGGCGGAGGAGCAGGAAGCUCGGUUGGAGGCUCGAGUAGCGGCUCAUCGCAGCAGCAACCGCAACCGGCGCACCACCAUCACCCGCAGACCAUUCUCAUUCAGGGCCAAAAUCCAAACUCCAUUGUGAGCCUUCAGCAAACCGCCGACGGCAAUUAUAUACCAGUAUCGGGUGCUGGCGACGAUUCAGACGCCGAGGACCACGACCACGACCACGAGCACGAGCACAAUCACGGACACGGGCACGGAGGACAUUCGCACGGACACGGUCACAGCCACGAUCACAGUCACGAUCACGAUCACGAGCACGAUAAUAAGCCGAAUAAGAUCUGCAAAACCGAGCAUUCGGUGGCCUCGCCGGCGUCCAAUUCAUCCAGCGGCUCGAACAAUGCAGCGGGCGUGAGCGGCGUGACAUCCACCGGCCAAGCCAUCGUCACACAAAUUGUAGUAGCGCGCGACGGAAAAGAUACAAAAAAUAUGACUAGUUUAGGCAUGGGCAUGAACGGCGGCCUGUUGGGCGUGCCCAUGGGAUUCCUGGACUUCACACCCGAGCCACCAGCACCAUCUGCCACCCCAGUCACCGUCACGGAGCACGUCGAUCUGUCCUGCAACCCCAGCACGGACACACGCGAUCUAUCAAAUCCCACCGAACCACUCGACAUAGACAAUCAUCUGGCUCAGCAGAUCCAUCGGCUCGAUCAGUCCCCCAUGCACUCGAUAUCGCACCACCAUACAGGCGAUGAGAGCAACUCAAAUCUGGUGCAGCAUAUCAAGAGCGAAGUGAUCGAGGCCAAGCACCUGGCCGCUGCCCAGCAGCAUGCACUUAACCAGGCCCAGCAGCAGCAUGCCCAUCACCAGGCCCACCAGCAGCACCAGCAGCAUCAGCAACAGCAGCAGCAGCAGCAGCAUCAACAGCAGCAGCAGCAGCAUCUUCAUGCCCAGCAGCUCUUGGCCCAGAGUCAGUUGCAGCAGCAGCAGCAACAGCAGCAGCAGCAACACCACCAGCAGCAGCAACAGGCAGCAGCCGCCGCAGCAGCUGGUGUGCAUGGCCAGCAUGGGGGACAUGUGACGCACGCCGACAUUGGCGGUGCCACAGUCAUGGAGAUUGAUCCAAGCCAGAUUAAACACGAGCCGGGCAUGAUAAUAACGCCAGAGAUUGUCAACAUGAUGUCCUCCGGGCAUAUGGACAUGUAUAACUCGGAUACGAGUGAGGAUUCGAUGAUGAUCGCCAACGGCUCGCCGCACGAUCAGAAGGAACCGCACUAUACGAAUUUGGAUCAGCAGCACGGUCUGGGUGGCAGCGUUUGCGGCCCGGGGCCCGGCGGUGCUGGUGGCGGUGGGGGCAUGAGUGGUGGGGCUGGCUCUGGCUCUGGCGAGAAAGGUCAGUUUAAUGGUCCCAAAGCUUGGACACAAGAUGAUAUGAAUUCAGCUUUAGAUGCAUUAAAGAACCAAAACAUGAGCCUGACGAAAGCAUCCGCCAUUUAUGGCAUCCCAUCGACCACCCUGUGGCAACGUGCUCAUCGCCUGGGCAUCGAAACGCCCAAGAAGGAGGGCGGCACCAAGUCGUGGAACGAGGAUGCCCUACAGAAUGCCUUGGAGGCACUCCGUUCUGGCCAAAUAUCCGCGAACAAAGCGUCAAAGGCCUUCGGCAUCCCAUCCUCGACGCUCUACAAGAUUGCUCGGCGCGAAGGCAUCCGCCUAGCGGCGCCCUUCAAUGCCGCCCCGACCACGUGGACGCCCGAGGAUCUGGAGCGCGCCUUGGAGGCGAUACGGGCGGGUAAUACUUCGGUGCAGAAAGCCAGCGCUGAGUUUGGCAUACCCACAGGAACACUUUACGGACGCUGCAAACGGGAGGGCAUUGAGCUGUCGCGUUCGAAUCCAACACCCUGGUCCGAGGAUGCCAUGAACGAGGCCCUGAACUCAGUGCGCGUUGGCCAAAUGUCCAUCAACCAGGCGGCCAUUCACUAUAACCUGCCCUACAGCUCGCUCUAUGGCCGCUUCAAGCGCGGCAAAUACGAUGUGGUGGCCAACACGAGUGGCGUGGCGCUCUUGAACACCUCGGGCAACACCACCGGCAGCAUUGAGAUUAUCGAGCACAGUCAGGAGAAUUCGUUGCAUAUGUUACAGCAACAGUUCCCGUACAGUCCGUCGCCGCAUCCGCCAACGCCGCAGCAUCACAGCACGCCGCAGCACCACAGCUCGGCGCAGCAGGGACCGCCGACGCCGCAGCACAUGCAGCAGCACGUGGUGCACAUGCAACAGCAGCAGCAGCAGCAGCAGCAGCAACAGCAAUCGCCCCAUCCGGGCCACCAUCCGCAGCAUAUGCAGCAAGACGUGGUUACAUCGAGCAGCCAGGUGGUGCACAGCCAACAGCAGCAGCAGCUUCAGCAGAUCUAUCAGCACCACGGGACGCCGGAGCGUAGUUGAGAAUCACUGCAUGCUGCGACAAUAAUGGGCAGCACCGGCGGUGGCGGAGGUGGUGGGGUUGGUGGAGUGGGUGGAGUGGGUGGAGUAGCAGCCAGUACUAGCGGCGGCACGGCGGCCAAUAGCACGCCCUUUGCCAGCAUCUCGGCGCUGGUCAGCGGACCGUCCAGUGCCCCACCACCGCCGGUAACUGCCAGUGGCUCGUCGGCAGUCAGUGGCGGCACCAGCAAGCGCAAGAAAGCCAACAAGCAAAAGCGUUGAGAGCAGGAGGAUGAUCGGCCACAAAAGGAGUUGGAAACAAUUGCGGCAGUGGCCAGGCCCGAGGACAUCAAGUUUAGAUUUAAUUGCAAGCACUGGAAACGCAAGCUGCGGCAGUUUCAUUUGCUAUUGUCCAAACAGUAGUCAGUCAGUCAGUUAGGAAGGAUAUACAUAUAUGAAUGACCCACAGACAAAAAAAAAAAAAAAAAACUAAAUUCCCAAGGGUAGGAUAAAGCAAUCACAAAACCACUUUUCAACUAGAUGGACAUUAAUUACACAAACGAGAUGUGUAUAAAAUGUAAAUAUAUAACGAAAUAUGCUUUAUUUACAUUAUACGGAACAUAGUUAUAUAGGUAUUAGGUUCGCAAAAGUCCUUUGUUUUAGUUAAGUGAGGUGGAGAAAAGAGAAAGAUAAAAAAACAUACGUAGUUAUUAAGAGAAUGAUGAAUUUUAGAUUUGCCUAGACUCGAAAGUUAAUGGAUUCGUUUUGGGCUCGCAGUUUUAAGAGCACUUUGUUAUCAAUGGAUAUAGGACACGCGUAUUUAUUUUGGACUCGUGACCAUUCUGAGGACCUCAAAUCAGUAGUUGAUUGUGGAAUUUCGAUCUAGAUUGCUUCCCCAUCAAUGUUUUGUUAUAAUUUUCGCUUAGUGUGAGACUGAAAGUGCGCCUAAAACUGUAGAAACCCAAGCCCAAUAUUUAAGUGAAGACGCAUACAACACAACCCAUACAUGAAUCAAAUGCUUUAUAACCAUAUUGUUUGAACGGAUAGAACGAAGGGGGGAGAAUACCUUAACGUAGAAUUAAACCAAAUUAUCAAGGUUCUAGAACUUAAAUCAUUAGCUUGUAACGACAACAGAACAGAUAAGUGAGAGGAACACGAGUUAUUUGAAUUUAACUGGAGGCGCCCUGAAUCAAUGAAUAUUGAUUUGAUUUCAACUGAAUUAAGAAUAUAGCCAAUAAAUAAAUGUAGAAAUGAAGUAAUUGCAAGGAAACAACACAUGGAAUGUAUUUUUGAUAGAACCGGAAACAGAAGCAGCUGAAAUAAGCGAAUCAAAACGCAAAUGUUGUUAAUGCUAAGCUCUAAAUAAUGUCCUUUGAAGUCGCAUUCAAACAAAGAUUUAAAACAAGCUUGUAAGAAAAAUAAA
Messenger RNA from Drosophila erecta, 5422 nucleotides. It is a transcript of the gene psq, whose product is annotated as alpha-protein kinase 1. Gene Ontology annotation, cellular component: nucleus. Gene Ontology annotation, molecular function: DNA binding; protein binding. The transcript is spliced from 10 exons. Gene Ontology annotation, biological process: regulation of transcription by RNA polymerase II. NCBI's taxonomy places the organism in Eukaryota, Metazoa, Arthropoda, Insecta, Diptera, Drosophilidae. Bases 799 to 4023 code for a protein of 1074 amino acids. The record is from RefSeq and is a predicted model, not a curated record.